UAGUGCCCCCAUAGUGCCCCCAAGGUGUCCCUGGGGUGACUCCAAAGUGUCCCCAAAGUGUUCCUGAGGUGACCCCAAAGUGUCCCCAGGGAGUCCCCAGAUUGUCACCAGUGUCCCCAGAGUUUCCCCAAAGUGUCCCCAAGGAGACCCCAGAGUGUCCCCAAGAUGUCCCCAAGGUGUUCCCAUAGCAUCCCUAAAGUGUCCCCUAAAUGUGUGGAGCUGAGCCUGUCCUGGGCUCCACCUAAAUAUGUGGGGCUGAGUCCUGGUGCCCCACAACGCACAGUGCUGAGCUGCGUCCCUGUGGGGCUGUGUCACCUUGGGGCCGUGGGGCCAAGCCCUGGCCAUGCGCUCCCCGGGCCCCCCCUACAUUCCCCCCUCCUGUUGCCAUUCCCUAAGGCGCGGGAUCCGGCCGCACCUUCCGGGGAUCGGCAUAGGGCCAACGGCUCUAUGGGGCCGCCCCCUGCCUGGCCCUCCCUAUAAAUCUCCUCCGCCAUCCGUCCAACCGUCCAUUCGUCCAUCUAACCGUUCGUUCGUCCGUCUGUCCAUCUGUCUGUCCAUCUGUCUGUCCGUCCCUCUGUCGGCAUGAGCUUUUCCCGCAGCACCACUUUCUCCACCUCAUCCCGCUCCGGGAGCAUCCGUCGCCUUGUGCCCCAUAGCAGCGCCGCCAGCGUCUACGCCGGGGCUGGGGGGUCGGGGUCACGCAUCUCUGUCACCCGCACCUCCAGCACCUAUGGCGGCAACUAUGGGGCUGGCUAUGGGGCAGGGUAUGGAGGCGGAUAUGGGGCAGGCUAUGGGGGCAGCUUGCUACUGUCGGGGUCUGGGGUGGUGCAGAAUGAGAAGGAGACGAUGCAGGACCUGAACGAGCGCUUGGCCACGUACCUGGAGAAGGUGCGCAGCUUGGAGCACGACAACCAGCGCCUGGAGGCACAGAUCCGGGAGAGCCUGGCCAAGAGGGGGCCCAGCACCCGCGACUGGGGGCACUACUGGGACACCAUCCAGCAGCUGCGCGACAAGAUCUAUGACUGCGCUGUGGAGAACGCCCGCACUGUGCUGCAGAUUGACAACGCACGGCUGGCGGCCGACGACUUCAGGGUGAAGAGAUGAACGCGCUGCAGGGCCAGGUGGCCGCCGCAGGGCUGACGGUGGAGGUGGACGCGCCGCAGGCGCAGGACCUGGGCCAGGCGCUGGCAGAGCUCCGGGCGCAGUAUGACGCUUUGGCCAAGAAGAACCUGGAGGAGCUGGAGAAGCAGUGGGGGCAGCAGAUCACAGAGACCACACUGGAGGUGACGCAGAGCACAAAGGAGGUGGACACGGCGCGGAGCCGACUGCUGGAGCUGCGCCGCUCGGUGCAGAGCCUGGAGAUUGACUUGGACGCCCUGCGUAGCCAGAACGCGGGGCUGGAGGGCAGCCUGGCGGAGACAGAGGCGCGAUACGGGGCACAGCUGGAGCAGCUGCAGGGCCUGAUCCUGCGCGGGGAGGAGGAGCUGGCGCAGGUGCGGGGGGAACUGCAGCGGCAGAACCGGGAGCACUGCGCACUGCAGGACGCCAAGAACAAGCUGGAGGCUGAGAUCGCCACGUACCGUGGACUGCUCGAGGGAGGAGAGGGGUUCAGCCUGCAGGACGCGCUUGGGCCGGAGGGGACGGUCACCACGCAGCGCAGCACCCAGAGGACGGUGGACGGCAAAGUGGUGUCCGAGACCAAAGAGAUCAAAGUGCGCAGCUACUGAGGGGGGGCGGCACGGUGCCAACCCCCGCCCCACAAAUAAAGGAGCAAAGUGACAGA
Messenger RNA from Numida meleagris (helmeted guineafowl), 1783 nucleotides. RefSeq names its product keratin 18 (gene KRT18). Lineage: Eukaryota; Metazoa; Chordata; Aves; Galliformes; Numididae. The record is from RefSeq and is a predicted model, not a curated record. Gene Ontology annotation, molecular function: structural molecule activity. Gene Ontology annotation, cellular component: keratin filament. Gene Ontology annotation, biological process: intermediate filament cytoskeleton organization.